Messenger RNA from Exophiala xenobiotica, 1512 nucleotides. RefSeq lists its product as uncharacterized. Lineage: Eukaryota; Fungi; Ascomycota; Eurotiomycetes; Chaetothyriales; Herpotrichiellaceae. The record is from RefSeq and is a predicted model, not a curated record. Gene Ontology annotation, molecular function: heme binding; iron ion binding; monooxygenase activity. The transcript is spliced from 5 exons. Bases 1 to 1512 code for a protein of 503 amino acids.
AUGCUGGCUCAAGGUGGGUUGCUCUUUCCGAACAGCCUCCGCAAUUAUUAUGUCUGCGUGUCUCUUCUGCCCGUGGCAAUACUUUGCUAUCUGAUCUAUGUACGAUAUGCCACGCCACUUCGAAGCGUACCUGGCCCAUUCCUUGCCAGUUUCACCCGCUUGUGGAAGCUGCAGAAAACGCUGAGGGGUGACUUCGAACGGACGAAUAUUGAUCUUCACAAUAGAUAUGGACCGAUCGUGAGAAUUGGCCCCAAUGAAGUCAGCAUCGAUGAUCCGGAAGAGAGCCUCCGUGUCAUUUAUGGCCACGGGACGAAGUUCGUCAAGUCCUCAUGGUAUAAAGCGUCCGACGCACCAGGUCAUCACUCUAUCUUCACUGACACAGACAUUGCACGACAUGCGCGCGAAAGACGGCUGGUUGCCAACAGUUUCUCAAUGACUUCAAUCUCCGCCAUGGAGUCUUACAUCAGCAACUGUGUACAGGUAUUCGAAACCCGGUUGGCCGAGUUCGCAGAGAAAGCUGCAGUCUUUGAUCUUGGGCACUGGCUUCAAUGUUAUGCGUUUGACGUGAUUGGCGAAAUUACGUUUGCAAAACGAUUUGGAUUCCUAGAUCGGGGAGAAGACAUCGGCGACAUCAUGAGCGUUCUGGAUGGAUUCCUGUCCUACUCUUCAUGGAUGGGUGUUAUCCCAGAAUUUCAUGCGCCUUUUACGAAACUCAUGUCAACCCUAUUUGCCGACGGAGUGCCACUUGAGAGUCUGAGGCGGUUUGCCAGCAACGUCAUUGAGGACAGGCAGAAGGUUAACGUCUCGCACCCAGACUUCGUCACGCAAUUUUUGCGGAUCCACAAUCAGAAGCCCGAGCACUUUCCCAUGUCGGAGGUUUAUAAGAGCUGCAUGGUCCUGACAGGAGCGGGCUCAGACACUACAGCGAUCGCCUUGAGGGCUGUAGUAUACUUCUUACUCCGAAAUCCGACGAAGCUAGAAAAAUUGCGCUCCGAAAUUGCGGAAAUGGAAUCGGUAGGCCAGCUAUCGAAUCCAGUCACUUACAAAGAAGCCAUGGCCAUGCCUUACCUUCAGGCGGUGCUGAAAGAAGCAAUGCGACUUCACCCUUCUACUGGAUUUACUAUGGGUCGAGUGGUCCCCGAAGGAGACGUGAUUCUUCUAGGGUACCGUCUACCAGAAGGAGCUGUUGUAGGCAUCAACUCCUGGGUGGCUCACCGAAACGAAUCCGUCUUCGGCGAAGACGUGGAAGUGUUCCGCCCAGAACGGUGGCUGGAGUCUGAAACGGCAGCGAAGCGGAUGGAAAGGUAUUUUCUGGAGUUCGGAGUGGGCUCUCGGACAUGCUUAGGCAAGAAUAUCAGCUUGAUGGAAAUGUCGAAGUUGAUCCCCCAGAUCUUGCGGGACUUCGAUCUCGUGCUAGCGGAUCCAGAAAUACCGUGGAAAACAGUAAACUGGUGGUUGGUGAAGCAGACAGGCUUAUUAUGCAAAGUGCGCAAACGCAGUUCCAAAAUCUGA